GCGCCCCCGGCCAUGCGCGCCUUCGGGGCCGGCCUGAGCCUGCUGGCGGCGCUGGCGGCUUGCCUGGCCGUUCGCCCGCGGGCCGUCUACACCAACCACUGGGCCGUGCGGGUGCAGGGGGGGCCCGGCGAGGCGGACCGGCUGGCCGCCACCUACGGCUACCUGAACCUGGGACAGAUUGGAAGCUUGGAAGACUAUUACCACUUUCAUCACAGCAGGACAAUUAAGAGGUCAACCUUCAGCAGCCGAGGCCCCCACAACUUCCUUAGGAUGGAUCCAAAGGUAAAAUGGCUGCAGCAACAAGAAGUGAAACGAAGAGUCAAAAGACACGUUCGAAGCGACCACCAUUUUGUUUCCUUCAGUGACCCACUCUGGCCUGAAAUGUGGUACAUGCACUGUGAAGACAACGACAGCGAUUGCCGGUCAGAAAUGAAUGUUCUGGCUGCCUGGCGGAGAGGCUACACGGGUAGAGAUGUCGUGAUAACCAUUCUGGAUGAUGGCAUUGAGAAGCAGCACCCCGAUCUUAUACAAAACUAUGACCCUCGUGCAAGCUACGAUGUCAAUGGAGGCGACGAUGAUCCAUCCCCACGCUAUGACAACAGCAAUGAGAAUAAGCAUGGCACUCGUUGUGCUGGAGAAGUAGCAGCGGCAGCAAAUAACUCAAAUUGUGUGGUGGGCAUCGCAUACAAUGCAAGAAUUGGAGGUAUUCGCAUGUUAGACGGCGACGUCACAGACAUCGUCGAAGCAAGAGCGAUUGGCGUCCGCCCAGAGUACAUUCACAUCUAUAGCGCCAGCUGGGGGCCGGAUGAUGAUGGCCGGACAGUGGAUGGGCCCGGCCCUUUGGCCAAGCAGGCAUUUGAGGAGGGAAUUAAGAAGGGACGUAAAGGGCGGGGUUCUAUUUUUGUCUGGGCCUCUGGAAACGGCGGCAGAGAAGGCGACCACUGCUCCUGCGAUGGAUACACCAACAGCAUCUACACCGUCUCUGUCAGCAGUACCACAGAGAACGGUAACAAACCGUGGUACUUGGAGGAAUGCGCGUCCACCCUUGCGACGACCUACAGCAGUGGAGCUUUCUACGAGCGUCAGAUUGUUACCACGGAUCUGAGGAAGCGCUGCACAGACGGCCACACGGGGACCUCCGUGUCUGCCCCCAUGGUGGCAGGAAUCAUUGCUUUGGCGCUGGAGGCCAACCCCUUGCUAACCUGGCGAGACGUUCAGCACUUGCUUGUUAAAACAUCUAGACCAGUACAUCUCUUAGCCCCAGACUGGAAAACGAAUGGUGCCGGACGGAAAGUUAGCCAUCUGUAUGGUUUUGGCCUGGUGGAUGCUGAAGCGCUUGUUGUGGAAGCCAAAAAGUGGAAGACCGUCCCCACUCAACACGUUUGUGUUGGAGCAUCCAAUAAGCGACCUUGGUUCAUCCCUACCAACAAGACGGUGAGAACGACAACGGUCACCAGUGCCUGCGCUGACCACCGUGACCAUCACGUGGUCUACCUGGAGCAUGUCGUUGUGCGGAUUACUGUCGUGCACCCUCGGCGGGGAGACCUACAGAUCAACCUGACGUCUCCUUCUGGAACGAAGUCUCAGCUUCUAGCAAGGAGGCAACACGACAGUUCCAUCGAUGGCUUUAAGCACUGGGAAUUCAUGACCGUCCAUUGCUGGGGAGAGAAGGCGGCCGGAGAAUGGACCCUGGAAAUCCAGGAUAAGCCGUAUCGUGUUCGAAACCCAGAAAUGCUAGGGAAGUUAAAGGAAUGGAGUCUUAUUCUGUAUGGAACAGCUGAGCAUCCCUUCUCCAACGUCAGCACCCAUCACUCCGCCUCAAGGAUGCUGGAGGUUCCAUCGUCAGACAUGGAGUCUUCCAAAACCACUUUCUUCCAAGCUCAGCUGGAGGUGCCGGAGGAGGAGGAGGAGUACACAGGUCCGUGUCACACGGAAUGUGGCGACCAAGGAUGCGACGGCCCUAAUCCCGAUCAGUGCCUGAACUGUUUCCAUUAUAGUCUUGGAAGCAUUAAAACUGGCAGGAAGUGUGUGAAUACCUGUCCCCCCGGGUACUUCGGGGACAGCACACAACGGAAAUGCCGCAGGUGCCACAGAGGCUGUGAGUCGUGCCUCGGCAGGAGCCUGAAUAUGUGCACAGCUUGUAAGCGUGGCUUCUAUCUUCACCAGGAAACGAACACAUGUGUGACGCUGUGCCCAGCUGGAUUUUACUCGGAUGAUGGUCAGAAACGUUGUCAGAAGUGCCACCAAAACUGUAAGAAAUGCGAAGGAGAAAUGGACAGAUGCACUGUUUGCAAAGAAGGAUUCAGCCUCGUAGACAACAACUGCGUCACAGGAUGCAAGCCGGGCAUGAACCUGAUCAAGGAACCGAUACGAUGCGAGGGCUGCCACUCCAACUGCCGGACAUGUUCAGGGCCAAGCCGAGAGGAGUGUAUGCAGUGUGCCCGGAAUUUCCAUGCGUAUGACUGGAGAUGUGUCCCAGAGUGCGGCGAGGGCUUUUAUGCUGAAGAGGUAUAUGGUCUCCUGUACAGAGUUUGCAGAAGAUGUGAAGACAAUUGCGCAACUUGUGAAUUCUCUGGGAGAAGAUGCCUCAGGUGUAAAGAAGGCUUCAGCUUGCUGAGUGGCUCAUGCGUCGCCAGCGACAGAUGCCACAAUGCCGACGACACUUUCUGCGAGAUGGUGAAAUCCAACAAACUGUGCGAACGCAAACCGUUUAUACAGUUUUGCUGUCGGACAUGUCUCUUGGCUGGCUGAGCCGCGCCUUUAGUAUCUGCCGUCUGGAGGCCUUGUCGUGCCAAAUCCCUCGGACAAAGUUUUCCCUUUUCCCCCUCAGCCUCGGGGAGCUUCGCCCGAUGCUGGCUUGAAGCUUCAAGCUUGCGACUCAGAUGGCUUCAGUCUCUCCUGUCUGUUGGUUCCUCCAGUGUCGCAUCUGAUACCCCCAACUCUAGAUAGCUUGAUUGCCUAUUUAUUGGGUCUUUUUAAAAAUUGCAAAUGCCAACACGAGUCCUUCACAGAUGUGCCCUGCUUAUGGAGAACGACACACGGCCUGUACUCACAGCGUUGUUUGUGAAAGCGACCAUUGCAAAUUAUACUUUCAAGCAGCCACAUGGGAAAACCCCUGCAGAGUUAAGUUCUUUUUUUUUUUUCAUCUUGGAGAAGAAACGGGCAUCUCUGCUCCCCUGGCUCCCACCAAUCAAAUAUUGCAACCUUUUAGGCAAGCACAGGAUCGCAGCAUCCUACUCCAGUGCAAUACAGGGACUGCAACACAGCACAUCUCUGCAAAAGAAACACAUUCCAGGCUGCCUGUCAGUAGCAAGCUGGCCAGGGGAAGUUCGGAGUUUGCCAACAACCAAAGAGGCAAUCUAGAGCUGGCAGCUCUGAGUCUUCCUGCUCCCUGCAGGCCAUCCUGAACAACCAGGCCCCUGAAUGGUCAAUCCAGAGCAGGUUUGCCAGUGUGGACCCUGAAGGAUUGAAGCCUUCCCUGUAAAACGGCUCGCGAUGGGCUCAGCUCCCGACAGCAAAAUUAAGCUAGAAGAUUUCCUUCCCUGCCACAAAAGGUGGCCUUCCGCAAAGAUUUGCACCACGUCGCUUCCACCACCACCACCCCUGCCAGCUUCGAUUGAUGUCUUCAUUGGGUCCGGCCAGUGGUAACUUGCUGACAACCGCCCCUUCCUGUCCAGUGAUGACUCAGUGACCUCCUACGCAAAUCCUUUCCAAGAGAGAUUCCGUUCAGCCAACCAGGAGGCAAAGAAAUCCACCAGUUCUCCGGAAGAGUCGCGUACAACACAUCCGAAUGUAUUCACUAUAAUAUAUACAGUAUAUAGUAUAUUAUAUGUGUGUGUGUAUGUAUGUGUAUAUAUACACACACUGUGUACUAUAUGUAGUAUGUCCUGUGCUGUUUAUGUAAUUGUGUCGAAAUAGAUUUGGCUUACUGAUUUUUUAAAAGAAAGAUAACUUAUACAGUUCCUUGCCUUCCUUCACAGAAUUUUUUAAAAUAAUUUUUAUGGGGUGAUUCUUUAAGAAUCACUUUGUUUUCUAAUGACAUCCUUGUAAUGUCAACGACAACGUUCCUUCGCUACCCCUCCUCAGACAAAGACAGCGAUGUGUCUUCCCCCCCCCCCCUCCUUGUAGCUUCAGCUCUAAUUCACAUUGUCGGCCGUUUUAAUAAGUUAAACCUUCAGCCCAUGAAAUUGGCAGUAAAAAAUGUUAAUUAGCUCUUUUACAAAGUGCAUUUUCUAAAUCUAUUCCCUCCUUUCUCCUGCUACUGCCACCCCGGCUGAAAGUAACCGACAUGUUUGUACUGCUUUCGACCCAGACUUGGCCAGAUGAAUAGUGAAAGGAGUCUUUUUGAUGUGAAACGGAUCAAUGGCCAAAAAAAGAGUUGAUAGAGUGACCCAACAUGAAUAAAAUGUUUAUAGGCCCAAUGGAUUACUCUGUAUGUUUUUUUAAAGCUGCCAAAGUAAAUGGCUUUAUUUUAUUACGAGGAA
Molecule: messenger RNA, 4484 nt
Organism: Heteronotia binoei (common prickly gecko)
Lineage: Eukaryota; Metazoa; Chordata; Lepidosauria; Squamata; Gekkonidae
Gene: PCSK6
Product: proprotein convertase subtilisin/kexin type 6
Exons: 21
Coding region: 13-2751 (912 amino acids)
Biological process (GO): peptide hormone processing
Cellular component (GO): membrane; cell surface
Molecular function (GO): serine-type endopeptidase activity
Source: RefSeq, a predicted model, not a curated record